This is a messenger RNA of Cajanus cajan (pigeon pea), 1335 nucleotides long. NCBI's taxonomy places the organism in Eukaryota, Viridiplantae, Streptophyta, Magnoliopsida, Fabales, Fabaceae. The record is from RefSeq and is a predicted model, not a curated record.
AUGCAAACCAACAACUACGCAAAGCGAACACACGACGACUCCGUUGUUGGUAAUCAAGACAGAAAAAGGGGAAGGUCCCAAAGAAUCGUCGCUCCAAAGCCUUUCCCCUACAAAUCGAAUAAGGUUGUGCCGUGGAUAUACGACAUCCAUACUUUUGCCGACAGUGAUAUCUCCAAUAUCGCUGGACUUGGGGGCAUGACUAGGAGUGGAAGGAUCUACACUCCCGAAGAUCUACAAGAUAAAACCCCCAAGAAUAAAGGAAAAGAGAAGGAGAAAACCGAGGAAAACAAAGAAUCCGAGGAGGAGACCGAUGAGCUGCUAAAAUUCAUCAGACAGAGCGAGGACUACAUUGUGGAUCAACUUCACAAAACACUAGGAAAGAUCACUUUGUUGUCGUUGAUCCUAAGCUCCGAACCGCAUCGGCAAGCUCUGUUGAAGGUCUUGAACGAGGCAUAUGUGUCACACACUAUUUCCCAAGACAAGUUUGAAGGGAUUGUCAGUCACAUCACGGCUAACGAUCAUCUCACUUUCACCGAUGAAGAGAUCCCCGCCGAGGGGCCAAAUCAUAACGAACCCUUGCACAUCUCUGUAAAGUGCAAGGAGUAUCACAGCGCUAAGGUCGUGGUGGACAACGGAUCUUCCUUGAACGUGAUGCCAAAAAGAACGUUCGAUCAAAUGGCAAUUAAGGGAGUCCAAAUGUGCCUAAGCAACAUGAUCGUUCGAGCUUUCGACGGCUCUAAAAGAGAAGUGGUGGGAGAAAUCAGUCUUCCAAUCCAAAUUGGACCCACCAUCUUCAACGUCGAAUUCCAAGUGAUGGAUAUUACUCCUGCAUACAGCUGUCUCCUCGGCCGACCUUGGAUUCAUGAUGCGAAAGCUGUACCCUCUACGCUCCACCAGAAAGUCAAGUUCAUAGUGGGUGACAAGCUGGUGAUCAUACAAGCUGAAGACGUUAUACUCAUCAGCAAGCCAUCCAACAUACCUUAUGUGGAUGCAGCAGAGGAAGCUUUAGAAACCGCCUUCCAAGCAUUGGAGAUCGCCAAUGUUGAGACGUUUCCCCGAGAAAUGAAGAAGGUAACCCACAUGCUCACCAAAAAUGGAUACUUGCUGGGACAAGGAUUAGGCAAGGACUCCCAAGGAAUUCCGGAGCUACCCAUUAUCAAGGAUAAUCCGGGGAAACACGGGUUAGGAUACAACCCUGAUAAAGAUCAAAGGACGAAGAGGAACCAAUAUCCUUCUCGACGUUCUUUAAGUCAGAUCUUUAGGAAGGCUGGCUCACAAACAUCAAGGCCGGUCGUCGUCAUCAAGUGUUCUUCUUCUUCCGAUAGGGAUGUGUAA